UCGGCGGCGUGAGAUUCACGACUCCGCUUUUGCGGUUCUUCUGUCCAAGGUUCUGCUGUCACAUCUCCGGGGUCUUCCUUCCGUGACGCGCGGACCUGACCGAGGACUGGCUGCGAACAGGCCGGUGAUGAUGACGUCAGAGAGCCUGGAUCAGAGUGAUGAUGUCAGCAUCCUGCCCCCGCAUGACGUGGACCCCCACAGAGAGGAUGACGCUCACUGCCCGCUGCCUUUCAGACUUCAACUGAUCGAUGAUUUAACUUAUGAAGAUGUGAAGAAAUGCUACAGGGGAUCAACUGUCAGCAAGUACAACUCUCAGUACCACAAGCUGUUCCAGACUGUUCCCAAAGAGGAGAUCCUGAUGAAAGUGUAUUCUUGUGCGCUGCUGAGGGACAUCCUGCUGCAGGGCCGCCUCUACAUCUCCAGAAACUGGCUGUGUUUCUAUGCAAAUCUCUUUGGGAAAGACAUCAAAGUCUGUAUUCCAGUGGUGUCAGUCCGACUGGUGAAGAAGCACAAGACAGCAGGGCUGGUACCCAACGGUCUGGCCAUCACCAUGGACACAGGCCAGAAGUACGUGUUUGUGUCCUUGUUGUCCAGGGACAGCGUCUACGAUGUUCUGAGGAGGAUCUGCACACACCUGCAGGUCAAUGGGAAGAGUCUGAGCCUGAAGCAGUUCCUGGAAGAGCCCGCCUCCCUCUCCAUGGAUGAGUUUCCUGAAGUGUUGAAAUGGAGGAGAAAGCCGUCACUUCCCGCAGUGUCCUCGUCCCUUCCAGAUCUUCUGGGCGACUCGACCCCCGACCUCACCCCCGACACCCCCUUCAGCACUCACACACUGACAGACAGCAGCCUCGAACCAGAGAAGAUUCUGCUGACAGAACCAGUGCCAGAACUCGGUCACAUGGAGUAUCAGCUCCUGAAACUUUUCAUCCUGCUUGUCGUCCUCCUGGUCCUGUCUUCCUGCUACUUGGCCUUCAGAGUUUGUCGCCUGGAGCAGCAGCUGAGUUUCCUGAACAGUCAGCCGACGCUGCGAGACAAGUGUGGAGACGUGCCCUGCUGGCUUGCCAACCAGAAGACCUGACCUGGUUCCACGCAUGUGAACUUAUAGAUGAUCAGAUCAGAAGGCGCCGGCGAGGUAGCGCCACACUGCAGGAGGCGUCAGCUGCUUCAGUUACCAUAGAGACGUUACAGUAGUCUACACUCUGUCUAACCUCUGACCUCUAAGUGUGUGCUUGCAUGUGUUUACCAGACAGUAAGUUCGACCACUGACUGGAGCAGAGCUUAAGGAAGGAAAGACCCCAUCUAGUGGUGGAACUCUGGAUUACAUUGUUUCAUUUACAAUCUCUUCCUGCGGUGGCGGGUCUUCCUCUGACACUUCAAUAGCAGCAACAUUUUUAAGAAUUUCUUGUCAAAGUAGUGACAAAGCCAUAACACUUUAUGCAGCUUCAACCCGGACUAAACUAAACUCGAUCUCCUCAGGAUGACUCUGUUAAAGCGUGGCCUUCAACGUGUUGCCUCGGCUUUGUUUUGUUUUGUUCUUCUGAAGGUGUUUUUUUUUCACCUGAAUGUAAAUCCUGCUGCAAGCCGACUGUUUCUGUGUAUCUAGUGCCAAAUCAGGGAAUCCACAAGUUGAGAGGAAGACGAGAUGAAGUUCAUGAUCUUGUCCUUAAUUUUUAAAUUCAACUACUGGGAAUGUGUGGAUGCGGUUGGAGAAAAACCCCAUUGGAGGUUCUGACAGGAAGUGUUCCUGAGUCAUCCUGUUAUUGGAGAGUUGGCCGUGAGGGAUGGUGGUUAGUUGGAGAGAUUGAGGUCACUGCAGAGGGAAGUUAGAGGACGAAGCUGUGCACAUCGACAUGGCAGUCGAAUAAAUGUGGGUUUCUUUUGAAGCUGAAUUAUUCCAAACAAGCAGGCUGGAAAGAAAGACUGGUAACCGCUGACACGUGUUGUGUGGUGGCUGCUGCCAGCUGGAGUCAGCUCUUCUGAGGGUCAGCACUUUGAGGAGUCACCCGCUUCUUGUCGUGUCAGCCAGUUAGAGGGUGAGGAGGACCACGUGGCCUGUCCUGUUGGUUCAUUUGAGAGGUGACCUGUGUCUGGAAGUUCACUUGUUAUAGUCCAGAUGGAGGACGGUUUUAGGGUGAUCACCUGCCUGUUUGAGAGCUACUUGUGGUGUCACUCAUUUGUUGUAGCAUCACUCAGUGGAGGACAGAUCAGGCAGAGUCUGCACAUCAACUGUUGGAGAGUUAACCUGCUGGCGAGCAGCUAUUGAAAGGCUGAUGUUUAGGAAAUGAAGUGUUUGGUCUGACUGGUUCUGACCCGUAUUUAAGUGAAGUGAUCGUCGUAAUUGAAAUGUUCCAGUCAGCAGAUCCGAUGAGGGAAAGCUGGAUAUGAUGUUUAUUUCUCUUCUCUUCACUCUGAACUGUAACAAAACAAAUGCUAAUAAAUAUUU
This is a messenger RNA of Synchiropus splendidus (mandarinfish), 2440 nucleotides long. Its product is annotated as GRAM domain-containing protein 2A. Gene Ontology annotation, biological process: regulation of store-operated calcium entry. NCBI's taxonomy places the organism in Eukaryota, Metazoa, Chordata, Actinopteri, Syngnathiformes, Callionymidae. Gene Ontology annotation, cellular component: organelle membrane contact site; extrinsic component of cytoplasmic side of plasma membrane; endoplasmic reticulum membrane. Gene Ontology annotation, molecular function: phosphatidylinositol-4,5-bisphosphate binding. Bases 128 to 1075 code for a protein of 315 amino acids. The record is from RefSeq and is a predicted model, not a curated record. The transcript is spliced from 12 exons.